This is a messenger RNA of Misgurnus anguillicaudatus (oriental weatherfish), 773 nucleotides long. RefSeq names its product dolichyl-phosphate mannosyltransferase subunit 2, regulatory (gene dpm2). Gene Ontology annotation, cellular component: endoplasmic reticulum membrane; dolichol-phosphate-mannose synthase complex. Gene Ontology annotation, molecular function: enzyme regulator activity. The record is from RefSeq and is a predicted model, not a curated record. NCBI's taxonomy places the organism in Eukaryota, Metazoa, Chordata, Actinopteri, Cypriniformes, Cobitidae. Gene Ontology annotation, biological process: dolichol phosphate mannose biosynthetic process; GPI anchor biosynthetic process.
CAUCGCUAACCGGAAGUAAGUGUCAUAAACAGGAACUUGUGGUUGUAUGCGGAAGUGUCACGUUCAUGAUGGCAACUGGGACGGAUCAAGUUGUUGGAUUUGGACUUGUUGCCUUUAGUCUGUCACUAUUCACAUAUUACACCAUUUGGGUCAUAGUUUUGCCUUUUGUAGACCGUGAUCAUGUGAUCUACAGCUACUUUCUUCCACGAGAGUAUUCAGUCAUACUUCCUGGAGUUGCAGCAUUAAUAGUCUUACUGCUUAUUGGCAUCUUCAUAAUGGUCGUUACAUGGAAGAAUCGGAAACCUAAAAAAGUUCACUAAGACGCUUCAGGUUGUACUGAUCUGGUCACAAGAACAAUGGUGUUGUUUUUACUCAUGUACCAUCUCCAUUAACACCAAAGCUGCUUUACACCCUGAAUUCCAGUCUAUGGGAUGUUAAUAAAUUAGUUUUUAUUAAGAAUCAGAAGUACACAAUGGUCUACUUGAGUCUUUCAGAUCUAGUGACCACAAACUUCUUUGGACAAUUCUUUCCAUAGUCUAGAAAAUAAACGCAACAAACAAAAAUCUGUAAUCUGGCUAAGUAAAAAUAUUUGUGUAUUUUGUAUCUGAAUGACAACUUGAUAGAAAAUAGUGUGGUUUGUUUGUUUGUUUUUCAUGCUUUUAAGAUCAUUUAGAUGCAUUUUUGUCUUGUGUUGUAAAUAGACAUAAUUAUGUGCUAAAAUGCAUCUGCCACACAGUCUCAUAUAAAAAAUAAAGAGAAAAUAUGGAAACCUU